This is a messenger RNA of Trichogramma pretiosum, 7259 nucleotides long. It is a transcript of the gene Hcf, whose product is annotated as host cell factor. The coding region runs from base 1693 to 6603 and encodes 1636 amino acids. Gene Ontology annotation, molecular function: protein binding; transcription coactivator activity. Gene Ontology annotation, cellular component: histone methyltransferase complex. The record is from RefSeq and is a predicted model, not a curated record. NCBI's taxonomy places the organism in Eukaryota, Metazoa, Arthropoda, Insecta, Hymenoptera, Trichogrammatidae. Gene Ontology annotation, biological process: regulation of DNA-templated transcription; chromatin remodeling. The transcript has 7 exons.
UAUAACCUUAAGCGAGCAAGUUGUAUAUACACAAGCUCAAGCGGACGCAAGCCUGCAACAUCGAACAUAACAGAGAAGUGCAGAGGUGUGCAGAAAGAGAAGGAGAUAUAGAGGCGCGCGAGCUGGACUGACAUGGUCGCUUUCUGCAUCGACUGAGAGAGUCAAGAGAGAGAGAGAGAGAGAGCAAACUGCGAUUACUGCGAAGGCUCGUAGAGCAGCAGCAUAAUACAAUAGAUUGACUCGUAUAAGGCUCGUUGUCGCAGCCGUCAUCGCGAAUCGCGUUCCGCUUACAACCAUACAUGUUAUUAUACAAAGCAAGUGAGACGGGCGGGCUUUAAAUACAAACAACGAGGGACUCUAUCCUAAAAACACGAAUAGCGGAAUAGAACCGAUCGGAUUGAUAAUAACUUUCACGGGCCGCAGACACAAUCAGUGCGCGUUCAAAGUUUUAUCAUGCUUUCAUCGGCCGAUUAAAUACAUCGAAGCGCCCCGAUCGUGCAUUAGCGAUAUACGACAGCUACGACCGACUGCUACGAGCAUCGUAAUACAUAUACACUAUACAGUGCUUCGAAGGUUAUGUGCGCUCCUGCGAACUUUGCCGCUGCUGCUACAAUCGCGCGAGUACAUCGGGCCAACAGCAGCGGGUUGUGAGUUGCGCGGCUGAAAGAACGUUGCAACUUUUGCAUAUAUAGUGUCGUAUCGAGCAUCCAACGGAGGUGACGGAACCUCGGACGUCGACGUUGGCUAGCCCAGCCGCGAGUGCUCGAAGAGGAAAAAAACGCCGAACGCGUUGUUGAAAAUCGCGGACGACGCACGUCGUGCCUGCAUAUACGCGCAUAUACAAAGCCAUCGUCGUCGUGUGUACAGCUUUCUUCUUUGGCCGUCGCGCGAUUCUCUUCUAACGCAAACGCGCCGCCUGCCUCGCGCUGUUGCGGAUUGUUUGUGUGCGUGUGCGCCCCCUCUAUAUAUACACAAAGUCGUGUUCGGCGAUCGCGCUCUGCGCGUCGAGUCUGUACACUAAGCUCGCGGUACGUACUGUGUAGACUGUGUACACCUCUACAGUCUCUUUACGCCAUUAUAGGACUUUUCUUCACUGGCGACUCGAGAGUUCCCGAAUUUCGCCUAGGUACGAUCGCGAGGCCGAAAUUUUUACUAGUGCGCGCCGACUACGAACGCAACUGCGCCCAGUACUUUUGUUUAUAUUCUCGACUCAAUCGUCCCAACAGUGAUGGGCAUGGGCUCAGUAAAUUCGCGGAGAGCCCGUGUCCUCGAAUUGUCAUUAUCAUCGUAUGAUAAUGAUUGUGUGAAAUGCGUCUGCAAGUAAUACGAAGCCGCUGAGCAUAGUCUUGCAUCGUCUAUCGCGACAGAGAAAAUUUCGCCCAACCGAAAGUUGCAACAGUGACAGAAGAAGAAGAAGAACGAACGAAGGAACGACAAGAAGCAGCAAUAAAAACAGAGGCAGCAGCUCCUCUAAACGCUUGUGUUGUGUGGCGCGGCGGUGUUUAUAUAGGGGAGACAGAGCGGCUCGUCGUAAUAACCGUAUACAUACAUUUAUUACUAGCCGUUAAUCCCUCGCGUGCGAUUCUGUAAAAGUGAGUAGUGUGCUCGCGACGCAGAGCAACAUAGCAUAAGCAACUAGCCGAGUAUCGCGGAUUCAGUAGCGCGCGACGCAGGCUCAGAUCAACAACAAUCAUGGCGGCCCCCGUGCUCAAGUGGAGGCGUAUACAGACUCCGUCGGGACCGCAACCUAGGCCUCGGCACGGCCACCGAGCCGUGGCCAUCCGAGAUCUUAUGGUGGUCUUCGGAGGCGGCAAUGAGGGCAUCGUCGACGAGCUGCACGUCUACAACACCGCGUCAAAUCAGUGGUUCGUUCCUGCUACAAAAGGGGACAUUCCACCAGGAUGCGCCGCUUACGGCUUUGUCGUGGAUGGCACCAGAAUUCUCGUCUUCGGAGGCAUGGUCGAAUAUGGCAAAUAUUCUAAUGAGCUGUAUGAACUGCAAGCCAGUCGCUGGGAAUGGAGGAAGCUAAAACCAAGACCACCAAAAUAUGAUCCACUUCCAUGCCCAAGAUUAGGACACAGCUUUACCCUCAUUGGCAACAAAGUCUUUCUUUUUGGAGGCCUUGCCAAUGACAGCGAAGAUCCUAAAAAUAAUAUACCACGAUAUUUAAAUGAUUUGUAUACUCUGGAAUUACUCCCUAGUGGUUUGACCGCCUGGGACGUUCCUGCCACUCAUGGUCCUGCUCCUCCUCCCAGAGAAUCUCAUACAGGUGUAGCAUAUACAGACAAAACCACUGGAAAAUCUUGUUUAGUAAUUUAUGGUGGUAUGAGUGGGUGCCGUCUAGGAGAUUUAUGGUUUUUAGACAUUGAUACUAUGAGCUGGAACAAACCAAUGGUUCACGGACCAACUCCUCUCCCACGAUCUUUGCAUACUGCUACUCUUAUUGGUCAUAAAAUGUUUGUUUUUGGAGGGUGGGUUCCUUUAGUCAUCGAUGAAGUAAAACUUGCCAGCCAUGAAAAAGAAUGGAAGUGUACUAGUAGCUUAGCUUCUUUAAAUUUAGAAACUCUUACAUGGGAACAGUUACAAGUUGAUGUCUCAGAAGAAAAUGUGCCAAGAGCCCGUGCUGGACAUUGUGCUGUAGGCAUUCACAACCGCCUUUACAUUUGGUCUGGUCGUGAUGGUUAUCGCAAAGCAUGGAAUAAUCAGGUGUGUUGCAAAGAUUUAUGGUAUUUGGAAGUUAGUAAGCCUAAUGCACCAUCUCGAGCCCAUUUAAUCAAAGCAGCAAUCAGGUCGCUGGAUGUUACUUGGUGUCCAAUUCCAUCUGCUACACACUAUAUUCUUCAAAUACAAAAAUUCGACGUGCCAUCAUCCAGUGCUGCACCCACUACUCCUGCAGCAAUUCCAACUUCCACUACAACUGCACCUAUUUCAAAUGCUACAACUCCAACAUCGGCAGCUUUGCCAUCUAUUGCCUCAGCAGCUUCAAACCCAGUAACUAAAACACCAAUCCCAUCUACUCCCAGUCCAGUUCGUGUUCAGUCAAAUACUCCAAAAAUAGCAUCAGGAUCACCUGCUUCUGUUGCUUUGGCUGCAAAGCAAAUAUCUGGAAGUCCAACACCUGUACGAACUUUAUCAGCUGCGAAUGUUGUACGUAUCCAAUCGCCAAAUUCCACUCUUCAAGGAACCAUUGUGACCACGACUUCUCCAGCUACUACUAUAGCUAGUACAGCCAUAUCAACAACAACAACUACAACAUCUUCUGGCAUGUCAGGUAUGGCAGCUCUUGCAGCUGCAGCAAUGACUCACAAGAUUAAUAUGAAUAAUGUGCAAGUGAGCUCAACUGCAGCAGCUUCUGCAAGCACUGGUACACCUAUAAGGAUGAAAACAGUUCAAGCCGGUCAGCAAAUUCGAUUUGCAUCACCUGGAGGUACAGUACUCCGCACUGCGUCACCGCAACAAGGCAAGCAAAUUAUAAUUCAAAAACCGGGAGGUCCAAAUAUUGCUGGCCAGCAAAUUGUUCAUCUAGUAAAAGCAGGUCAAAAUAUGGUUGCAGUACCUAAAAUGAGUUUGAUUCAAGGCAAAACUGUUACAGCAACAGCAAGUGCAGCUGGUACUAUCAGCGCAACUGGUACUCAAACUGUUGCUGGAAUUAAGGGUACUAAUCAAGGCCCGACAAUUCUUCGACUUGUAAAUCCUAACGCUGUUGGUGGCCAAAAAAUAUUAACAACGAUGAAGUCAACGAAUCUAGUGGCUAUGAGCAAAGCUCAAAAUAUCGCUGGGAAACAAACAAUAAUGAUCACGAAACCAGGCGGAAAUGGAAAUAUUGUGACUGCUCGAUCAAAUCAAAUUAUUGUUGUAACUUCCGGUUCUAAUUUAAGAACUGUUCAAAAUGUUACUACUUCACAAGCUGGUUCAGGAACAGGAACAACCUCAAUGAAUGUUAUGCCUCUGUCAGCAACUAAUCAUGUUGGUGGUAAUCAACCGGUCAAAAUGAUUGUUGUUUCUUCAAGUGGUAUAGCUGGAGGAACAGCUGGUAAACCUCUUACAAUCACAAUGCCCGGACAGGGUGGUAAAACAGUUACCAUUGCUAAAGCUGGUACAUCAGGUACAAUUCUUCAUAAAAAUCAGCUUAUGGCUAUGCCUCAAUUGCAGAAAGGUGAAGCGUUACAUGGUAAGCCUGUAACACUGCAAGUUCAAGGCGGCACCAAGACUUUGACAUUAAUGCCAACAUCUAGCUCCAUUGUAAAUGCUACUUCUGCAGCAUCUGUAGUAGCAGCUGCAACUGCUCCAAUAGAGACAGGAAUUGAUUCAAAUAAAGUAGUUCUGAUAUCACCUCAAAAACAACCAUCAGCUACUCUAGCCACUGCCUCUGAUGGACCAGCCACAACUGAUGCUGCUCUUGCUGCUUUAGCUGCUGAAGCCGGACUUAUAGAUCCAGUUCAAGAACCAUCGGGAGGUUUAUCAUUCAUGAUGGCAUGUGAUAGCCAAGAUAAGGAAAGUUGCAAUGGUGCAGAUACAGCUAACGUUGCUAGCAUGGAACCAAUGCAAGUUGACGGUGAAAUGCCCCAAUUAGAUGGAGCUGCAGACUAUGCUUUCUCUGAUGAAGAAUCUGAAACAACAGCAAAUGAAGAACAACAUGAAGAACAACGUGAUGAACAACAUGAAGAACAACACAAUGAACAACAUGAUGAACAGCCUACUGAAAAUGAUGAUGACCAAAUUAAUGAACCUUUUGAAGAUCAGCCUACCGAAGAGCCAGUUCCUGCUUCAGAACCACAAACUGAUCAAGAUGUUGAUGAAGAUAUGGCUGCUAUCACAGGAGAAGAACCAUCUGAAAAUCCUGCCCAUGAUGAAGGCAGCCAAUCUGUAGAUUCUAUGAACGUUGAAGCUAUUCUUGCCGGAACUGACACUACAGAGGAGUCUAAUGAAAAGAAAAUCCCUGAAGAAAUUAAAACCAAUGACAUUGAUGAAAACUCAAAAAUAGAAGCAGAUGAACAAACUCCUGCUGAAAAUGAACAAACUGAUUCGAUUGAUGAAUUAGCUGCCUUAGUUAGUGACCCAAAUACUCCUGUUGAUUCUACACUAUCUAAAGACGAUAAACCCAUGGUAGAAAUCACCAAAGCUGAUGAAAUAGAACCCACCCAUAAAGAACUUGAAACUAACAUAACAUCAAAUAAUGAAGGUACAGAUCAAAGCAACGUGGACAAAUCUUCGCCGUCGAUGCUAUUGAAAUCUGAAAAAGAAGAAAUAUCUUCUAUAGCUGAUUCUGAAGAAGUUGCACCAGAAAAUAAACCAUCUGCUGCAUCCGAUUCUCAUCAAGAAUGCGAUAAAAUGGAAGUUGAUCAAGAGCCUAGCAAAGAGUCAAAAAUUAAUCUUAAGACAGAAUCUACUGAAACGGCGGCAACUUUGGCAGAAGAGAAGCCUCUUUGUAUCACACAAUCUGAGCAACCAAAAUCUAACAAAAUUACUCCAGAUCUAGUUAAAGUUAAAGUAGAAACAGAAUCUGACGCUAAUGCAACUAUAAAUACAGAUUCAUUGUCUCAUGCUGCUCGUAAUACUGAAUCUAAUACAAAUAAAGAUGUUAAACCAAAAAUGGAACGAAUAAAAGUUAGUGGUUCUCCAGCUCGCUCAGCACAAUCAACAGUACCAUUAGCAGCUUCUGCUCCUGUCACUCCUGUUUCUGUUACUUCAAAUGGAGUUACUGCUUGUAAUAAUUCUUCGCCUACGAAAAAUACGAUUUUAUCUAUUAAACAAGAAAAACAUGACGACAAUACUGAAGAUUCAGCUGCUUUGACAGCAUUGGCAACUGCUGCACUUGGUACAACAGCUCCAACUGCUCAGCCCAUUGCAGUAAAGAUUAAAAAUGAUCCCAUCGUACCAAAAGAGGAAAAAAAUGAAUGGUAUGAUGUAGCAAUAACGAAAGAUCAUACAUUUACUGUGCAACACUAUUAUCUUCCGGGAGAAGAACCAUUAGACGCAACAAAAGUUUCAGUUCCUUGUGAUGCGUUCAAAGGAAGAAUAAAAGUACCUCUGGAACCAGGAACAGCUUACAGGUUCAGGGUAGCUGCAGUUAACAGCUGUGGUCAAAGCCCUUGGAGUGAAAUAUCAGCUUUUAAGACAUGUCUUCCUGGUUUUCCUGGAGCUCCUAGUGCUAUUAAAAUAGUCAAAUCAUCUGAGGGUGCCCAAUUAUCAUGGGAACCACCAGUUAGUAAUUCUGGGCCGAUUCUGGAAUAUUCUGUAUAUUUAGUGGUACGCAACACUAGUACUGUAAACUCUGAAAACAACAGCGGUGAUGUUUCAUCAACAACAGCUUCGCAACAGCCUUCAUUCAUUCGAGUUUACUGCGGUAUUAUGAAUGCAUGUUCAGUGCCAAAUAAAGCACUUAGUGCUGCUCAUCUAGAUAGAACAUCAAAGCCAGCAAUAAUCUUCAGAAUUGCAGCACGUAAUGACAAAGGUUAUGGACCAGCGACUCAAGUGAGGUGGUUACAAGAUCCAUCCAACACAGCAAAACCCACACAGAGUGUUAAAAGACCUGGUUCUCUCUCAACGCCAAGUCCUGUCAAAAAGAUCAAAGGAGACACGACGAACGAUAAUACUUCGUGAGCAACCCACUUUAACGUGACAGCAAAAAGCGUUCGAUUUGCAAUGUAAUUAAUCCGUGCAUCACCACUGCUCACUCAUUGAGUACAACGAUAUUAUUUGUGAGUUUCAUGGGUACUUUUGGUACUUUAUUGAUUAUAUUAAAGUGUUGAAUAGAACUUGUAGUAUUCUUAGUGAAAAGUGGAUGAUUAAUAGAUGUCUAGAAGCUCAAAAAGCAAGCUAAGAAUGAAAGUGACAAACUUUUUUAAUAAAACUGAGACUGAAUGACUUAAUCAAAAAUAUAUAUUAUACAUAUAUAAAUAUCUAAAAACUUAAGAUUUUGAGCUUGAGUCAUUCAUGCUUCAGAUUAUAUCGAGAAUAAUCCGUACUUCCGAUGGAAAAAUUUAAUAACAAGUUUUGAUUAAAAAUGUCAUCGUUCAUGUCUGGAUCUUAUGAAUUAAAUGAAAAGAGAAAAGCGACAAAAUCGCAUGUGACAAAGGUGAAUAACGGGAAAACAUUUAUAUUAAUCUAGCUGUGUACACGAUUCAAAAUCUACCAGCAGAAUUGUUAGUGUCCAAAUGUCAGUUUCAAAUGAAUCUUGUAGUUCUAAAAAAAUUGUCUUAUUGUUCACAAUAUAAUUUUUCGUCAACAUCACCUGAAUUAAGAAUAAAUAUACUUUU